UAUGACAACAGUGUAAUUGUUUUUGGCGUAGUAAAAUCGUAAUGUUUUGAGGCAUAUUUUAAAUGAAAAUGAUGUCGGACGUAGCUAAAAAGAACAAAAACGACGACAAAGUCAACAACAAUGCCACGAGUGAAGCAAAACCUUUGGAUGAAAGUGAAAUAAAGCUAAACAAUGAGCUCAAGGCUCGACUCCGAAAGUACAUCAAGAAGUUGGAUGACACUGGCACAAGCAUAACAAAAGAAGAAAGCGAUAAAAUAGAAGUCGAAACAUUCAAACAGCUUUACAAACCGAAAUUGGAAGCUGAUGAAGAAUCGUACAAAAAAAUCCCUAAAUUCUACUUCAAACUUCCCCGAACCGAUGACACUUUAGCACAGAAAUUGAGAGAAGAGACCCGAGCCCAGUUUUUGCAGAAAAAAAGCAAAGAAUUGCUGGAUAAUAGCGAAUUAAAACAUCUAUGGAGUUUACUGGAGAAGUCCAACGGAAGUUAUAGUAUGUCCAACAAUGACGAGCUGAUGAUCGACUACUUUCAGUUCAAGAAGAUCAGGGAUGAGGCUGGACCUAAAUACAGGCCAUACUUCACCGCAGAAGUGUUUGGUCGUCUGCAAGCGGCCGAAGGCAGCAUGGGCCGAGUGCGUGGCGUGUCUCUCUUCAACUACGUCAUGAGACGCGUGUGGCUACAGCAGACAAGGAUCGGGCUGUCGCUGUAUGACGUCACUGGGCAGGGAUACCUUACGGAACAUGAUCUAGAGAGCUACAUAGCAGAGCUGGUUCCGUCUCUGGCAGCUCUAGACGGGCUGGACUCUUCCUUCAGCUCGUUCUACGUGUGCACCGCAGCCAGGAAGUUUCUGUUUUUCCUGGACCCUCUCAGGGUGGGGCGUGUUAGGAUACAGGACGUGCUGUCGUGUUCUUUCUUGGAUGAUUUGCUAGAGCUGCGCGAGGAAGACCUCCCAAUGGAGCUGCAAGAACAGAACUGGUUCAGUGCAGCGUCCGCCCUCAGAGUCUACGGCCAGUAUCUCAACCUGGACAGGGACCACAAUGGUAUGCUGAGUAUCAACGAGCUGGCUGGCUACGGUUCAGGCACGCUAACCCGCGCGUUCCUUCAACGCGUCUUCCAGCAAUGCCUGACGUACGACGGGGAAAUGGACUACAAGACCUACUUAGACCUGGUGUUAGCCCUGGAAAACAGAAAACAGCCGGCAGCCCUGGCGUAUCUGUUCCGAGUGUUGGACAUCAACUCGCAGGGGUAUCUGGACGCUUUCACGCUGAAUUAUUUCUUCAAGGCAAUCCAAGAGCAAAUGAUCGCCCACGGCGCCGAGCCGGUGAACUUCGACGACGUCAAAGACGAAAUCUUCGACAUGAUCCGACCGCAGCACCCUUCGCGUAUCACGCUCCAAGAUUUGGUCCGAAGCGGCCACGGGCACACAGCCGUGUCCAUACUGCUGGAAUUACAUGGCUUCUGGGCGUAUGAGAACAGAGAGGCAUUAGCAGCGGCCGGCGACCACCAGGCCUGACGUCACGAGCUGUCGGGGGACAUCGACAACAUUGAUCGGCAUUUGGAGCAGAAUUUGAGGAAGAUUCGGCUGUAGACAGUGAAUUAUGGAAGACUUUUUCGAACAAAAUAAGUGUGGUGUAAUUUUUUCGCUCCAAAAACUAGUGUGUUGUGUAUCGGCAGUUGGUUCUAAGCAGGGAUGUUAUGGAUAUCCGUAACCUUAACCGAAACUUUCGGAUAUCCGAAAUAUAAAAAUAUCCGUAACCGAAACCGGUAUAAUAUUAUUCUUAUAUCCGUAACCGUAUCCAUAACUAAAACUACAUAUCCAUAACAUCUCUAGUUCUAAGAUAGCCUCUUCUGUGGUUGAGGAUGCCGGGUGAAGCUCAUCUACCGCCAUUUGGAGCAGAAUUUGAUGAAGAUUCGGCUUUUAAGUGAAAUUGUGGCGAUUUUGGACCAAAAAAUUUAGUGUAGCUCACUUAUUGCUCUUAGAACUAGUCCAGAGUAGUCACAGCGGAAAUUGUAUAAAAUCUUACGUUUUAAUGGACGAAGUGUAGUGUCAAAAAACUAUGUGUGCCUUGACUUCUUGAUGAUGUUAAGUGAAUUUAUUGGUAACUUUUGUACGCGAUUAUGCGAAAUAUUUGUACUACUCCGCAUUACAGAAAACAACCGUCUGUGUUACAGUCUAAAUAGCGACUGCCAUUUCUCGAUCCGUUUAACACCGUCAUAGCUUCGGUAACGGAGUGGGGGAAAGAAAAGCCUAUAAAAUAAACGCGGUGUUAAAAUUAAGCAAUAUUUAUUUUUGUAACAUGAUUAAAUAACUUUAAACAAUAUUCAAAAUGCUGUCUUAUAAAUUAAUUGUAAAUAAACAUGAAUUAUUAUAUUAUUAAAAUUGUAGGGUAAACCAGAGAGUGAUUGCCCACUGGUAGUGAUUGCCCGCUUUAAGAAUAAUAUUGUCAGGAGCUGAGUUUGAAUCACUCUAGUUAGAUUUGAAUUUACUAAGUAGAUGGCUCCGAGAUCAAUGUACAGUAGAUUUAAAAUUUACAAUAGGAAACACUAAAAAAAAACAGUUAUGACGGAUUUUGUCAAGACGGGUGAAAAUGUUACUCAAACAGGUAAAGACUUUAACAAUUUUACUAAGGAAUUACUUGCUUAGAGGUUAAUUUUUUUUUGCAAGUUAUUUAAUAUUCAACUAAUGGUGUAUAGUCAUGAUGAAAUUAUAAGUGUUUCCUCUAUUGUCAAUGAAAAUAACUGAUAAAAUUUGAUUUCUAACGGUCAUUUUAACGGUGGGUAAUCACUGCACGUAAAUCUGUAUAUUCUUAGUUAUUGCCCACCAUCAUUUCAGUUAUUGCCAUAUGUUAAUGUAUAGUUAUUGACCAGGGCAAUUAUUAUUAGAGUGUUACCACCAUGCAGUAGCAGUGUUUAAGUUGCUUAUUGCUAGACUUGUUUUGCAAUUUACAGGCAUAAAUAUUGAAAUGGCUUUUAAUGUUUCAUUUUCAGUAUGCCAAAGACUCCAAAAGUUCAAUAUAGCAUAGAGAAUUUGCAAAUAGCGAUUGAAGCUGUACAAGAUAUAUCGAACAAUUUAUCUACAAGAUAAAUUGCUGAAAAAUAUGGUUUGGCUUGAAAAAAUUGAUAAAAAUUCAAACGCAAAUACAAAAAAUGAAAAUCCUACGUUGAAGCUACUAGUGAAAAUGUUAAUUGUACGGAAACAGAUACAACUUUAGGGAAGAAUAACCAACAGCUAAUGGAACAUUCUGAGCAACCACUUGAACUGAUAUCAAAGAAGAUAAAAAAUAAAUACAUAUAAAAUUUAUAUAUAAAAUUCAAAUUUUUGCUUCGUCUAUGUUUUGAAGUAGAUGAUCUCUACCGAUUCUGAGUCAUCAACAUCAGCUCAAGAAAUAUUUGAUAGGCCAAACGCAAUUUAUUUUGAAAUUUUGAAGACUGUACUACUAGAAUUUAAGUUUAAUGUUUUGUUUUGUUUAUUUAAAGCCUAUUUUGUCAUUUUAAAAUAGAUUAUUUUGUUUUAAGAAACUGGGCAAUUACUGUGCUUUGAUGUGGGCAAUUAGUGUAAGUAAUGGGCAAUGACUGUACUUUUUGGAGGAUUUUAAAGGACAAUGUUCGUUCUCCAUACAUUGUUCGCCUAAAGAACCAACAAUUUUGACAUAUUACUACCCGAAAGCGAAAUAAUACGAUUCUGUGUGUAAGAACAAUGAUUCCUGAUGGACACUUGCCAUAAAAUUAAUGAUUAAGAAUAUUAAAUCACAGCGAUUUUAUAAUAUGUCGUUUAUGACAACAUGGCGUCUAAUGUAUUGUGUGAAUGUAUGAACACCGAUUCGCGAAAAAUGUUUUGUAUUGUCGUCACGCCGAGUCGCAGCCAAAUAGUAUAAAAUAAUAGAACAAGUUUCAGAAAUACAACUCGGCAUUCCACUUUUACAAUAUGCCCACAUAUUGCACGUAAAUAAACAACAUGAAUCGUAGGUUGUUUCCACCCUUGUCAUCUGACACAUGAAAUAAACUCCUAUUGUAUUAUAGAUAUCGAAGCCGAAUCGUAUAUAAUAAUAGAAUGGGUUUUGGAGAUCACUCGGGGUUCCACUUUUAUAAAAUACCUACAUAUUACAUAAAAAUACCACGAAUCAUGAGUUUUCUUUUCACCAUUUACAUCUGACACGAGAUAACAAACUCCUAUCUCCAUGACUACCAUCGUAGUCUAUGCCAAAGACUACAAUAUUUUAAGCAAGAAGUUUCAAACCUUAGCGGCUACGGUAACCCCUGGGCCACAUACAUCAUGAUAACAUUCGGUCGACACCGGAACGAAGUCUUGCGAUUAUGCAAAAAAGCAUCGUAUUCUAGUGCGGCUAUAUCACGUUCAACCGGGGUUUUAAUUCGACUAAAGUCCUGACUAAAGACUGGAAGAAAAUACGCCGCAUUGUAUGAGCACUUCGUGUUCGUUAAAGCGGCUUCAGAUCUAGAGCCCACAUAGUUUUCUUUCCAAUAAUAUCCGCAAGUAGCGCUGCAUGAUCUUUACAACAAAAACGGCAAUAGUUAUUAAGGUGCCAAAAUUAUAUGAUUACUUUGGCACGGUAUUAUACACGUUCGAAGAUUUGUCAUUUUCAUUCAUUUCUUCAUCAUCAUCAUCAUUUCAGCCACAGGACGUCCACUACUGAACAUAGGCCUCCCCCAAUGACUUCCACAUCGCACGGUUGGUAGCGGCCUGCAUCCAGCGCCUUCCCGCUACCUUUAUCAGGUCGUCGGUCCACCUUGUGGUGGGUUGACAUUGCAGAAUAUGACUUUUGAUAGGUUCAUCAUAGAAUUCGGCGGGGAUAUCCUCACGGAGGAAGUUCGUAAAAGGGCGGAACAAGAUCUUAUAAUAAUGCAAGGCCGAAGCUGUUACGCGCGUGCUCAUACGUGUAAUCCGGCGAGUAUGCAAUAAAUAGUAAUGUCUGGUAAAUAGUGGUAAUACGUAUCGUUCGUUCGUUCGUUUCAGCCGAAAAGACGUCCACUGCUGGACAAAGGCCUCCCCCAAGGAUUUCCACGAAGACCGAUCCUGCACCGCUCGCAUACAGGCACCUCCCGCGACCUUCACCAGAUCGUCGGUCCACCUAGUGGGAGGCCUGCCCACGCUACGUCUUUCGGCUCGUGGUCGCCACUCAAGAACUUUCCUGCCCCAGCGGCCAUCAGCUCUACGAGCUAUGUGCCCCGCCCCGUCUAUGUCUGUAUGCGCUACGAUUACAGGGUAUCAUUUUGCAUAGUCGCAAGACUUCACUCCGCUGCUGUCAAAUCAAUGUCGCAUAAUGUUAUCGCAAUGUGUGUGGCCCUUGGCCAAAUCACAGAAGCCUAUGCGAAGAAAGAGCACUUGAAUGACAAUAAAAAUCAGGGUUACCAUUUUAUAAGAUUUCCUCACUAUUGAGGGUAACAAAGUAACAUUAAUAAUCUAGCCAUUAAUUACAUUUAUUACCUAUACGAGAAAGUAAAGCAACAUGCGGUUU
Ostrinia nubilalis (European corn borer) is the source of this 5472-nucleotide messenger RNA. Its product is annotated as serine/threonine-protein phosphatase 2A regulatory subunit B'' subunit gamma-like. NCBI's taxonomy places the organism in Eukaryota, Metazoa, Arthropoda, Insecta, Lepidoptera, Crambidae. Gene Ontology annotation, biological process: B cell homeostasis; microtubule cytoskeleton organization; cortical cytoskeleton organization. The coding region runs from base 63 to 1511 and encodes 482 amino acids. The transcript is spliced from 7 exons. Gene Ontology annotation, cellular component: centrosome; spindle. The record is from RefSeq and is a predicted model, not a curated record.